Molecule: messenger RNA, 987 nt
Organism: Cyphomyrmex costatus
Lineage: Eukaryota; Metazoa; Arthropoda; Insecta; Hymenoptera; Formicidae
Exons: 4
Coding region: 355-987 (210 amino acids)
Cellular component (GO): extracellular region
Source: RefSeq, a predicted model, not a curated record
UCAUCUAAGCGAUUAUUAUAUUUUACAUUUAUAGCCAUAAUUAUAUUAAAAUAGCCAACCCAAUAUUAUGCACAUUUAUUUCCAUACACAAUAAUAAUCUCAGUUUGAUAAUUAUUUGAAAUAGAAUUUUUACUUUCAUUUCAGAUUAAAUGCAAUCACAUCUUCGUUCUGGAUACCGGGUUGGGAAUUAGUGAAAACUGUGAUCCAAAAUUAUUAAUCUUUAAUUUAGAAAAUAAUACGCUAGUUAAAACUAUUAAUAUCCCACCUGACAUCGCUACUAACGAAUCUGGUUCUGGAUUUCUGACAAGACCUUUUGUUUACUGUCCUGGAAAAUGUAAUCGGUUAUUGGAUGAAAUGAUCGUAUUUAUAUCCGACAUGAUAGGUUCCGGUUUAGUGAUUUAUGACUCGUCUAAAAAUAGUUCAUGCAGGGUCGAAUCUGAUUUCAUGAGAGCGACUAACUCUAUUAAUUUCACCAUAGCAAACGAAACUAUAUCUUUUAUAGCCGGUAUAUACGAUAUGACGACCAUCCACGACGACCUUUUCUAUAAUCCAUUAACGGAGAAGAAAAUAUAUAAGAUGAAAAUAGCGAAUCUACUAAAAUGUCCAGAUAGAGAAACAGCAAAUAAUCAAACUGAACUUGCGGGUGAAUUAUCAGUUCAGACAGGACCAAUAGCAUCUGCAAAAUGUUCAAUCUUUACAACUAAUUACCUACAAAGUACCAUUGAAGGCACGAACGCUUGCAAACAAUUUUAUCCUGAGAGCAUGGUGGUUCUUGCGCAAAAUAACGAAACAUUGCAAUCUGUAUCUGGAAUGAAGGCUCUAAAGAAUCAUAAAGAACUGAUAGUGUUGUCAAACAGGUUUGAUGCUUUUAUUUUUGGUAUAAAUCCAAAUGAGACAAAUUUCUUUGUCGUCAAGUUUGAUUUAAAGAAAAUACAAAAGGAAAUCAAUUCUAAUACUUGUACCAAAUAUGAUUUACAUAAUGUUUGA